Ruditapes philippinarum (Manila clam) is the source of this 5670-nucleotide messenger RNA. RefSeq lists its product as uncharacterized. The record is from RefSeq and is a predicted model, not a curated record. Lineage: Eukaryota; Metazoa; Mollusca; Bivalvia; Venerida; Veneridae. Gene Ontology annotation, biological process: DNA integration; proteolysis. The transcript has a single exon. Gene Ontology annotation, molecular function: nucleic acid binding; zinc ion binding; aspartic-type endopeptidase activity. The coding region runs from base 1 to 5670 and encodes 1889 amino acids.
AUGGAAAGUAGUGAUGCUCUUGAUUCAAUUGAGAGCUUCAUUGAAAAAAUAGAUGUAUAUGUUUCAAAAAUUGAAAUGCAAUCGGAAAAACUAGUUUCUGUAAUAUCCGAGUCUGAACCGGAAAAUACAGAGUUUUUACAAACGAUUGCUGAAGAGAAUGAAACAUUAUAUUCAGAAGCAAUUGAUUGUCAAAUGCAUCUGAAAAGAAUUAAAGAAAGGCUUCGAAAAGAGGAAGAAAAACCAAAUGUUUCCUCUGAAUAUAAAGAAAUGAUUGAUUUGCAACAUGAGUUUCAAAAUCUUGUUGUGUCACAAAUGAAGCAACAAGAGAAUCAAAUGACGUUGCAACAAGCUUUUUUUGAACGUCAGGAAAAGAAAGAUUCUGAUAAAACAAUGAACGUUAAAUUACCAAAGUUAGACAUGUGUUCAUUCAAUGGCGAUAAGUUGAAGUGGUGUGAAUUUUGGGAUACAUUUAAUACCACAGUUCACAGUAACAAAGAUAUUUACGAUAUUCAAAAGUUCAAUUAUCUACGAAGCAAACUAUAUGGAGAAGCUAGAAGUGCAAUAUCAGGUUUAGAGCUUUCUGGUGACAAUUACCAUGUUGCUAUCAAAUUAUUACGGGAAAGAUAUGGAAAUGCACAGGAAGUUAUAGAUUUGCACUAUAACAAAUUGAUAAAUAUUCAAAGUGCAUCCAAUAAUGUGCAUAGUCUUAGGUGUUUUGUUGAUCAAAUCGAAAAACAUCUUCGUAGUUUAGAGGCAUUAAGACAAGAUAUCAAUCAAGAUGUGUUUAUUGCUAUGAUAAGAGCAAAACUACCAGAAAACGUGCUGUUACAUCUUGAGAUGUCUAACGGAUCUAAGAAAGAAUGGACUUUAGCAACAUUACGUGAUAGAUUAAAUGAUUAUAUCGUGGCCCGUGAGAGAUCUGAAAAGAAAAGUUGUAGUGUAGAACAUAAGUUAAAACCAUAUAGUUUACAAAGAAAUGUUCGUGAUAACGUUCAAAGAUACCCACAGGGGAUGAUAUCAAGUCUUAGCCCGAGAGGACCUUAUAAUAGUUUUGGUCCUAGGGAACAUUCUACUAGUUACGGUCCCAAAGGACCUACACCUAGAAGAGAUUUCAAUGGCGAAAACAAUAAAAUAACUUCCGGUGAAGCUCUCAUGGCUGAUAAUAGAAAUACAAAAGGCUCUGUGAACACUAAUACUGUUCGUAAAGAUUAUUCUACAUUAUGUAGAUAUUGCGAAAAGGGGCAUUGGAGUGAUGAAUGCCCUAAGUACCGAUCUAUAGAAGAAAGAAAAAGAAUGCUGAAAAAUAGUUGUUUCAAUUGCCUUAAAUUCGGGCAUAAAUCAACCGAAUGUAAACGAGGAAAAAUUUGUGCACAUUGUGGUGACAGAAAUAGUCAUCACAGAAGCUUGUGCCCAACUAAAUUCAAAGCUUCAAAUACAAGUUCACAUCUAUCAAGAGAAGUGAUCAAUGAACAAUGCAAUAAUAAAAACGCUACUGAAACAUCACAAGAAGUACGUAUUUUACCAGAAAUUGGAAUGGUUUCAUCUGAUAAGAUGAUACUUAUGCAAACAGUGACAACAACUGUAAAUAAUCCAAAAAAUGGUAAAAAGCAAGAAAUACGAAUACUUCUUGAUUCAGGGUCACAGCGUUCAUAUGUAUCUGAAGCAUUGGCAAAACGACUGGAUUUGAAAGCAGAAGGUACAGAAGAGAUAAAUGUUAUGACCUUUGGUACUAAUAAAUCAAAACAUAUAACAACAAAGUUAUCGUCCAUAACUCUUAUGUUGAAAAGUGAUAAACAGCUUGAUAUGUCUGUGAACAUAGUGCCUGUUAUCAGUGGCACAAUUCAAAGAAAACCUAUCGGUCAGCUUUCAGAAAAUGCACAUCAUAUUCUGAAAACUGUUGAUCUAGCUGACACAAUUGCAAGUGAAAAUGAAUCAUGUGAAAUCGAAAUGCUAAUAGGAAAUGACUACUACUUAGAUAUAGUAUUGUGUCAGAAAUUAGAGAUUCAACCUGGAUUAUAUUUACUAAGUUCAAAAUGUGGUUGGAUAUUAAGUGGACGUACAAAGAAUGAUCACGAUGAAGAAAGUAAAGAAAUCAAUAUGUUGAUAUUUACUCAAGGAAAUAUCUCAGCAAAUACAAAUACUUUCACAAGUGUUGAUAGUUCGAUACCCAUUAAACCAAAUUUAGAAGAUUUCUGGAAUAUCGAGUCGAUUGGUAUCCUUGACAAUCCUGAUAUUUCUAAUGAUGAAAAUGCCAUGAGGCAUUUUAAAGACACAUUAAGUUUUAAUGAUGGUCGAUAUCAAGUGGCAUGGCCAUGGAAAGAUGAAGAACCAAUUCUUCCAGUCAAUCGUGAAUUAGCAUAUGGUAGACUUAAAUCUGUUCUAUCCAAAUUGCAACGAAAACCUGAAAUGAUGAAACUGUAUGAUAAUGUGAUCGAAGACCAAAAACAAAAAGGAAUAAUUGAAAAGGUAGAUAACAAAACUAGAGAAAAUGGUCUCGUCCAUUAUAUUCCCCAUCAUGCAGUUGUAACACCAUCUAAAUCAACAACUAAAUUACGCAUUGUGUAUGAUGCGUCUGCCAAAACAAAACAAAGUGACAAAAGUUUAAAUGAAAACUUGUAUAGAGGACCUGUUAUGUUACACAACCUCUGUGGAAUGCUUAUGAGGUUUCGACUUCAUAAGAUAGCUAUUGUCGCUGACAUAGAGAAAGCGUUUUUACAAAUAGGCCUUCAGCCUAAUGAUAGGGAUGUAACUCGCUUCUUGUGGGUUAAGGAUUUCAAUAAACCCAUUUUUGAAAAAAGUAACAUAAUAGAAUAUAGAUUCUGUAGAGUGCCGUUUGGAGUCAUAUCAUCACCAUUUUUGCUUGGUGCUACAAUAGAAAGUCAUCUUGAAUCAAACGGUAGUGAAACAGCACAAAAACUGAAAAACGACAUUUAUGUCGACAAUUUAGUUACUGGAACAAACUCGAAAUCAGAAGCUAUGCAACUUUAUAAAGAUGCAAAGUCACUUUUUGAUGAAAUAUCCAUGAAUCUGAGAGAAUGGAUAACAAAUGAUGAAUCAGUUAAUACAUUUAUACAACCAAAAGAUAGAGCUUAUCCUGGUAUAAUUAAGGUGCUUGGACAUAAUUGGAAUACUGAAACAGACACUCUCUCAAUCAAGCCAAUUAUUGUUACUGAAAAUACAAAACGAAAGGAAACAAAACGCAAUGUUCUUAAAUUGGUUGCAUCGGUUUUUGACCCGCUUGGUCUAUAUUCUCCGAUUGUGCUACAGGGAAAGAUCCUUAUCCAGACAUUAUGGAGUAAAGGAUUACGUUGGGAUGACGAAAUAGAUGACAAAGAAAGCUCUGAAUGGAAAUCAAUUAGGGAUGACUUGGUAGAAAUAAGUCAUUGUAUGUUACAACGUUGUGUAACGUUAGAUCACAAAAAUGAAGAACAUAUUGAAAAUACACUUGCAUGCUUCUGUGAUGCUUCGGCAAAGGCAUACUCAUGUUCAAUUUAUCUUCAUCAAGAAUCUAACUCUAAAAUCAAAACCGAGCUUAUUUUUUCAAAGGCAAGACUCGCUCCAGUAAAACCACUCACUAUACCAAAAUUAGAAAUCAUGGCUGUUGUUAUUGGAAUUCGUUCUUUACGCUUUGUGAAUGAUCAACUCAGAUUGAACAUCAAUAAAAGAUUCUUGUGGACCGAUUCACAAUGUGUUUUGCAGUGGAUAAAUUCAAAGAAAGAUCAACCAGUUUUCAUAAAAAAUAGAGUGCAUGAAAUCAAUAAAUAUGAAGAUGUCUCUAUUGGAUAUGUUCCAACUUACGAGAACCCAGCUGAUAUAGCAUCACGAGGUUCAAGUACUACCAAUCUAAAGAAUAAUAAUAUGUGGUGGCAUGGACCUAAUUGGUUAUCCUUGCCAAAGUCAGAUUGGCCAACUUAUGACAUUAACAAGAAUUGUUCAGAUGAAUUAUCAGUUGCCGUUGUUCCCUUUAAAGUAAACACAUCCGAAAAUGAUACAAUCACGAAUGUAUGUGUCAAUUCGGAUCUUGCACCUUAUGGUAUGAACAUUGAUAAUUAUUCGUCCAUGACGAAACUACUAAGGGUGACAGCAUAUGUUACAAGAUUUCUCAUAAAUGUUCGAAAAGGAUCAAACAUAUUAUCAGGUUUUCUCACUAGUGACGAAUUACUAAAUUCAGAAACUCUAUGGCUAAAACAUAUACAAAAGAAACAUUUUGCCGAAACCCUUAAUGCAUUGAAGACACAUAAAAGGGAUAACUUGCAACAUCAACUUGGAUUAUUCAUAGAUAAAAUUGGACUUAUCAGAUGUAAAGGGCGCAUUGAACUUUCAGACCUCACAUUUGGAGCAAAAUAUCCAGUAUUAGUUCCAAAAAAUGAAGCUUUUACGAAAUUGUUGAUACAGAAGACACAUGCUGAAAUUUUGCAUAGCGGUGUGUCUCAAACAUUGAGUAAAUUACGUUGCAACUAUUGGCUUGUUCGAGGUCGUGCAACUGUUAAGUCAGUUCUUAAAAAAUGUUACACGUGUCGACGUGUUGAAGGAGGGCCUUAUAAAAUGCCCGAUAUGCCACCUUUACCAAAAUUAAGAGUAUCGGAAUCAACACCAUUCUUUAGAACUGGUCUUGAUUACCUUGGUCCAUUGUUCAUAAAAACUGAAAAGGACCCUAAGAAGGUUUGGAUAUGUUUAUUCACUUGUUUAGUGACAAGAGCCGUUCAUUUAGAAAUGGUUGAAGAUAUGACAACUGAAGAAUUUCUAUUGGCAUUUAGAAGAUUUAUUGCUCAGAGAGGAACACCAGAAAUGGUGAUAAGCGAUAAUGCAUUGCAAUUCAAAGCGGCAAACAAAACUUUAGAGAAUGUUUUGAAAAAUGUUUUGAUAUCUGAAGAUGUUCAAAACUACGCAUCAAAUGCCAAAAUAAAGUGGAAAUUUAUAGUCGAACUAUCACCUUGGAUGGGAGGCUAUUAUGAAAGAUUAGUAGGACUUGUAAAGCGAACACUUCGUAAAACAAUUGGUCGCACAUUACUUACAAGUGUUAAACUUCAAACAUUGUUAAAAGAAACAGAGUCUGUUAUUAAUUCUCGGCCUCUCGUUUAUGUAGAGGAAGAUAUAGACUCUUGUAUAACAAUUACACCUGGACAUUUCUUAUCAUUGAAAUGGAAUAUAAGUCUUCCUGAAUUGCAGAAAAAUGACGAAAGUGAUUCUGAGUAUUUUCCUUUCAAAAGCUCUGAAGCUGAUAUUCUAAAAUUGUGGAGAAAAGGUCAUAAACUUCUUGAUUCAUUUUGGAAAUUAUGGCGUAAUGACUACCUUUUAAGUCUAAGGGAAAGAACUCAGUCAAAACUAAAAUGUGGUAGAAUACAAUCAGCAACAACACCAUUUGUUGGUGACGUAGUACAUAUAAAAGAAGAUUUACCACGCAAUUGUUGGAAACUUGGGAAAAUUGUCGAAUUGCCAACUAGUUUCGACGGAGAAAUAAGGUCCGCAAAAAUCAGAUUGUCGUCUGGUCGGGUUAUAGGGAGACCGUUAAACUUACUAUAUCCGUUAGAAACUUCAGAGAAUAGAAUUAUAUCUGAACCGAGUGAAAUAAAACACAAUACAGAGUAUAAUUCUACACAAAAAAUAGAAAGAAACGCUGCGACUAAAGCAAAACUUAAGAUUAAAGAAAUAAUUAAAGCUUCACAAUAA